AUGACCUUAUACGGUUUUACCAACUUGGCCCCCUCCCUUCCCAUGCCCUCCUCCUUCCAUGCCUCCGCCAGGAACAUGUGCUGGCAGCUGCUGCCGGCUCCUCUGUCUUCCUUGUUGACAGACGAAAGGUGGGGGGAGAAGGGGAGGAAGGGAGAGAAGGUUGAGAAGUUGGGGGGAGGUAUGGGGGAGGGAAGGGGGGUGGGGGAGAAGUGGCAUGUGCUUGCAGCUGCUGCCGGCUCCUCUGUCUUCCUUGUUGACAGACGAAAGGUGCGGAGGGAAGAAAGGGCGAGAGAUGGAUGGGUGGGAGAAAAGGGGGGAGGGACCGGGAAAAGGGGGGGAAAGGAGGAGACUGUGGGGACAAGGGGGGGGCUGUUGGGGGAAGGGGCGGAUGUGAGGGGAAGGGGGAGAAACCAUGUGCUGCAGCUGCAUCAGAGUCGUCUGUCAUCAGCCUGGUCAACCACUCGCUACAUCGAACCCUCCGGGGUGUCCAUUGCUCGUUUCAUUUCACCCAUGCUCUACUCCUCUUUCCUCUUCUUCCCUCCACUUCCCUCCACUUCCCUCCUCUUCCCUCCUCGUCCCUCCACUUUCCUCCUCUUCCCUCCUCUUCCUUCCUCUUCCCUCUACUCCAUCCACACCAUGCAUGUCUGUGCGGCAGAUCUGCAGCUCCGUUCUGCUUUCCCUACGCAUCCCUUGUGUUCAUAG
This is a messenger RNA of Closterium sp. Naga37s-1, 702 nucleotides long. Lineage: Eukaryota; Viridiplantae; Streptophyta; Zygnematophyceae; Desmidiales; Closteriaceae. The record is from the annotation of a GenBank genome assembly.